AUGUCUUGUACAGUUGUGGAUAUACUAAAAUUAGAUAAGAAUAGAAAUGAUCAAUAUGCAGAGGAAAUGAUAAAGAGAAUUAGUGAGGCAUAUCAAGUGUUGUCAGAUGCAGACAAGAGAAAGAAAUACGAUCAGUUUGGAUUCGAUGGUAUGAAUGAGAAUAUGAUUGAUCCGAUCGAUUUGUUCAGAUUGAUAUUCGGAGGUGGUCAGUUCCAAGAUUUCUUUUGUGACCUCACAUUCUACGAGAUGUUUGCACAGGCAGAGACCGACCCAUCACAAAUCAAUUCAUGA
Molecule: messenger RNA, 291 nt
Organism: Heterostelium album PN500
Lineage: Eukaryota; Evosea; Eumycetozoa; Acytosteliales; Acytosteliaceae
Exons: 2
Coding region: 1-291 (96 amino acids)
Source: RefSeq, a predicted model, not a curated record